This is a messenger RNA of Botrytis sinoallii, 1236 nucleotides long. RefSeq lists its product as uncharacterized. The transcript is spliced from 4 exons. Bases 1 to 1236 code for a protein of 411 amino acids. The record is from RefSeq and is a predicted model, not a curated record. Lineage: Eukaryota; Fungi; Ascomycota; Leotiomycetes; Helotiales; Sclerotiniaceae.
AUGAAUCUUGUCAUGAAGGCCAAUGGCAACGGAUCACUUAAGAAGCUCCCCGUUGAUUUCGAUAACUUCACUAAUGGAAAGGACGCGGAUAUAAUUUGUCCAAUAAAAUACAUUUACGAUUAUCUCCCUCAGAAGCCAAAGUGGCUGCAGGCACAACAAGUCACUCUCAAUGACGUGCUGCAACUACAAUCAGUCGAGAUACAGGGAGAUACCAGAAACAAUAGAAUUUCCAUCUACCCUGGAGCAGCUCAUCUACCAGUUCACACUGGGCUUGGAAAUUUUCGCCAGAGCAAACACUGGGAAGCAAACGAGAGGGCGACGACAGAGUUACUCGAGUUAUUUGCGCAGGAUCAACACUGCAAGGAUGCGAUGCUAACCAAUGGACAAUCUAUGGCAACUCUUGCCAAACACCAGCUCCGAACUCCCGUUUUGGAUACAUAUAGUCGCUUUAGCAUUUACAUGUUUGCUGAUGCGGAUGAGAACCGAAUCCAGCUUCUGGCUCAAAGCGUGAUUUUGAUCUUCAUAUUUGAUGACAUGUGGGAAAAUGCAUCCUCGGAAUUUACCAGCCAGGUGCGAGAUGAUUUCAUUGGACGUAUCCAAGGCAACGUCUCCAAGUCUAUAGCAGACACUCCACUACAGAGACGAAUGCAUGAAAUUAGACAAGGAUUCUUGGACGGGGAUGAGGAAGAUGGGGGAAAUGCAGGUGCAGAGGUACUUCAAGAACUCAUUGAUUUUUGUCGUCAUGAGCACCCUGAGGAAUUUUCAUCUGUACGGGAAUACCUUGAUUACCGUUAUGAUGACAUUGCAAAUAGAUUCACGUGGGCAUGUACCAAAUUCUCUCUCCAUUCGAGGGUUGACCUACAUAGUCCAAAACUUCGUCGAUUAUUCGGCUACCUUGGUGAUCAAAUCUCUAUUGCCAAUGAUAUUGCUUCGUACGACAAAGAAGCAAAGCAAUUUCUUGAAGGAAGAGCGAAGGAGAUGAUUAAUCUAGUACAUACUACUAUGCAGGUCAAUUGUAUCAAUGAUGUCACAGCAGCGAAGUCAAUGGCUUAUGCUAUACAACUCUGGACCGAGAAUGAGAUUUUAGAAGAGCUGAGAGCCCUGAGUCGCCAGGGACAACUCAGCGCUGAGGAAUGGAGGUUGGUGGAUGGGUGUUUGGUUGCUGCUUCAGGCAAUCUUUUGACUUCAAUUGUGAUAUCUAGGUAUGGGGGUGAGGAGGCAAAGGUAGCCUUGUGA